AUGGGCGAGACGGACGGAGAAGCGGGCGAGGACGAGUCGUACGGACUCAAGCCAAUGAACUGCCCGGGCCAUUGCCUCCUGUUCAAGUCGCAGAACCAUUCCUACCGCGAGCUCCCCAUCCGCUACGCUGAUUUCAGCCCACUGCACCGCAACGAGGUGUCUGGGUCGUUGAGCGGGCUCACCCGCGUGCGCCGCUUCCACCAGGACGACGGCCACAUCUUCUGCCGACCGCAGCAGAUCAAAGGGGAAAUCGCAUCGGCGUUAGGGUUUGUGGACAUGGUUAUGACGACGUUUGGUCUGGGACCGUAUCGGCUGGUGCUGUCGACCCGUCCGGAGAAGGACUUUAUCGGGAGUCUGGCGCUGUGGGACAGCGCGGAGGCCCAGCUGCGCGAGGCGCUGGACAGUACGGGACGAGAGUGGGCGAUGAACGAGGGCGACGGGGCGUUCUACGGGCCCAAGAUCGACAUUCAGCUACAGGACCAGACGGGGAAAUACCACCAACUGUCAACGAUCCAGCUGGACAUGAACCUGCCGCAGCGGUUCGGGCUGGAGUAUCAGGUGGCCGAAGGGGAAGAGGACUACAACCCGGCGACUCCAGGACGCGCGACGCCCGUGCUGGUUCACCGGGCCAACUUUGGGUCGCUGGAGCGGUUUCUGGCGUUGUUGAUCGAACAAUACGCCGGUCGCUGGCCGUUCUGGCUUUCCCCCCGCCAGGGAAUCAUCCUGACCGUGAACCAGGACGAGGCGGUGGUGCAACAGGCGCAGGAAGCGGCCGGGAUGAUCUCGGGGUUUCGCGCGCUCCGGCCGGGCGAUGGGACCCCCACGCCGUUGUCGUCGGUGGAUUCAACGUUUCUGAUCGAUGUGGAUACCAGCAGUACCACUCUGGGGAAGAAGAUCCAGCGGGCCAAACAGAUGAAGUACAACCUGAUCUUCAUCCUGGGGCCCAAGGACGUGGCGCAAUCGCGCAUCACGAUGGACGUGACAGGACAGCUGCAGAGCGCCGUAGCGGGACAUGCGACGAAGACGCAGGAGAUUCUGACACGCCGGGUGGGGGAGGCAGCGCUGCAGAAACCACGGGCGAUUGGACUGGCGGUGGACGGGGUGCACGGGCUGCUGCAAGAGCUGGCGUCGGGAUUUGUGUAG
Molecule: messenger RNA, 1143 nt
Organism: Aspergillus terreus NIH2624
Lineage: Eukaryota; Fungi; Ascomycota; Eurotiomycetes; Eurotiales; Aspergillaceae
Product: threonine--tRNA ligase MST1
Exons: 1
Coding region: 1-1143 (380 amino acids)
Biological process (GO): threonyl-tRNA aminoacylation
Cellular component (GO): cytoplasm
Molecular function (GO): threonine-tRNA ligase activity; ATP binding
Source: RefSeq, a predicted model, not a curated record